AUGACAAAGCUUUAUGUGUUUUUGGCCACUCUUAUAUAUAUCCUAUUUCAUGAUGGAAAAGUUGGUGCUUUGAGUAGUAAAGAUGGAUCAGAGGAAUGGGGAUAUGUACAAGUUAGACCUAAAGCAAAUAUGUUCUGGUGGCAUUAUAAAAGUCCAUACAAAGUGGAGAAUUCCUCCGAGCCAUGGCCAAUAAUUCUCUGGUUGCAAGGAGGACCUGGUGAUUCAGGAAUUGGACUUGGAAAUUUUGAAGAGAUUGGUCCUCUUGAUGUCAAUUUGAAGCAAAGGAAUUUCACUUGGUUGAGAAAAGCAGAUUUGCUAUUUGUGGACACUCCGGUUGGAACAGGGUUCAGUUUUGUCGAGGAUUCAACAUUACUUGUUAAAACAGAUGAAGAUGCAGCCAUCGACUUGACUACAUUAUUAAUCAAAAUAUUUAACAAUGAUUCAACCCUUCAAAAGUGUAAUUUAUUCAUUUUUGGAGAAUCUUAUGGUGGAAAAUUUGCUGCUAUUCUUGGAUUAUCAGCCUACAAAGCAAUUAAAAAUGGAACAUUGAAGGCCAAACUUGGAGGGGUGGUAUUAGCAGAUAGUUGGAUCUCCCCAGAAGAUUAUGUGUUCUCAUGGGCUCCUCUAUUGAAAGACAUCUCAAGAAUUGAUGACAAUGGACUACAAAAAUCAAACAUUUUGACUGAAAAGAUCAAGCAACAACUUGAAGUUGGUGACUUUCUAAAUGCAUUUGAUACAUGGCAUCAACUUGAAGAUGUAAUAAGCAAUAGCAGCAACUAUGUGAAUUUCUAUGAUUUUACGGAGGAUGAUGGAAGCCAUUUAAAUACCUUGUCAACAAGAAAGAAGAGAUUAUUCAAGCGUUACUCCAACUACAUUACUUCUACAAUUGGUAAUGAUGAUAUGGAUAUUCUAAACAACUUAUUAAAUGGUGCCAUAAAGGAAAAAUUAAAGAUCAUUCCACAUAAUCUUAAAUGGCAACCCUUGUUAAUAUAUGUGUUUGAAAAUUUUAAAGGUGAUUUUAUGAAGCCAAGAAUUAGUGAGGUUGAUAAGUUGCUAGCUCUCGGGGUCAAUGUGACUAUCUACAAUGGACAAGUUGAUCUAAUUUGUUCAACCAAGGGAACGGAAGCUUGGGUCAAGAAACUCAAAUGGUCAGGCCUUCAAAAUUUCUUGAGCAAAGAUAGAACUCCAUUGUAUUGUGGAAGUGAAAGAAAGACCAAAGGCUUUUUUAAGUCAUAUGAAAACUUAAGUUUCUAUUGGAUACUUGAUGCUGGCCAUAAUGUACCUAUUUAUCAGCCAUGCAUAGCACUAAACAUGGUGGGUGCAAUUACACAAUCACCAGCGGCUUGA
Molecule: messenger RNA, 1347 nt
Organism: Trifolium pratense (red clover)
Lineage: Eukaryota; Viridiplantae; Streptophyta; Magnoliopsida; Fabales; Fabaceae
Product: serine carboxypeptidase-like 51
Exons: 13
Coding region: 1-1347 (448 amino acids)
Biological process (GO): proteolysis
Molecular function (GO): serine-type carboxypeptidase activity
Source: RefSeq, a predicted model, not a curated record